Culicoides brevitarsis is the source of this 2221-nucleotide messenger RNA. Its product is annotated as synaptic vesicle glycoprotein 2C-like. Gene Ontology annotation, biological process: transmembrane transport. The record is from RefSeq and is a predicted model, not a curated record. The transcript is spliced from 7 exons. Gene Ontology annotation, cellular component: membrane. Gene Ontology annotation, molecular function: transmembrane transporter activity. Bases 357 to 1913 code for a protein of 518 amino acids. Lineage: Eukaryota; Metazoa; Arthropoda; Insecta; Diptera; Ceratopogonidae.
AUUUUGUCUACUGUGCAAAAAUGUUUAAGAAAAAAUAAAUUAGUUGGCAAUCAAACUAGAAACAAUAAGAAAAAAAAGUUUGAAUAGACAAUUGAAAGUAUAAAGUCAACGUUGCACUUUGAAUUAUUUAAGAAAAAAAAAAUGAGAAAUGAUGCAUUGAAAGGAUAAUUUAUUUAUUAGUUGAGGAAUAGUCUGAUAAGAAUUUUAUGUUCAUAAGAAUUUACCUGUAAUUGUAAUUAAUAAAGAAAAGUUGUGCAAAAGUUGUGACAAAACUUGACAAUAGUUGUGAUAAUCAAUUUCUCUGAUUUCAAAUAAUAUUCGUACCUACAAAAAAAAAUCAUCGACACGGCUUCACGAUGGGUCUUGACUUCCUGGAAACGGGUGGCACCGAUUUCGAAAACGCAAUUAUCACGAGUGGCUUUGGCAAGUUUCAUUUCUCCCUGCUGACUGUUUGCGGACUCAUUUACGCGAAUACCGCUGUGGGAAUCACCAUUUUGUCGUUCGUUCUGCCCUCCGCCACGUGUGACUUUAAUUUGACGUCUGAGAAGAAGGGAUGGUUGACAGCUGCUCCGAUGCUUGGCAUGGUCAUUGGAUCGUACAUUUGGGGAUGUUUGGCGGAUACAAAAGGGCGACGCGUGGUUCUGAUCGCUGCAUUGCUACUGGAUGGCGUUUGUGGAUUAAUUUCUUCGGUUACGCCGGAUUUUAUUAGUUUUUCCGUGCUGAGGUUUUUCAAUGGAUUUGCAAUUACCGGAGCAAUGGGAAUUUGUUUCCCGUACCUCGGGGAAUUUCAACCCACAAAAUAUCGAGAGAAAAUUUUGUGUUGGAUGGAAUUAUUUUGGACCUUGGGCAUCAUUGUUUUACCUUUAAUCGCUUGGGGCAUCAUUCCUCUUGACUUCAAAUACAUCCAGGGCAAUUUCUUUUUCGGCAGUUGGAAUUUAUUUGUGGCUGUGUGUGCCUUGCCGAGCAUUUUGAUCGGUCUCUGGCUCUUUUUCUUUCCCGAAUCUCCCAAAUUUUUGUUGGAGUGCGGCGAAACGGAGGCUGCGCUCGAUGUUUUGCGCGAUAUUUUCCAAAGCAAUACCGGAAGAGAUCGUUCCGAGUAUCCAAUAAAAAGUCUCAAAGAAAAGGAACAACAUGUGCCCGGUUUGAAUCGCUCCAUCAGAACACUCAAGAUGAGCAAGCCGAAAGAGCUGAAAAUCCUAAUUCACGAAAUUUGGGAGCAAACAAAGGCGCUGUGGAGUCCGCCGUAUUUGAAAAAUACAACGUUGGCAUGUUUAAUUCAGUUCGGGAUCACGACAAGUUAUUACACGUUGAUGAUCUGGUUUCCAGAAUUGUUCUACAGAUUCGAGUCCUUUGAGAGACAUUAUCCGAAUGAGACGACGUCUGUUUGUAAAGUUUCCUCUAUCGUGUUGAAUCAUCCGAAUAAUACCGUCAUCGAUGAAAUCGACUACUGCAGCAGCAAAAUGGACAACGAAAUCUACCUUCAUACCCUCAUUAUUGGACUGGCAUGCAUUCCGACAAGUCUCUGGUUGCCCAUGUGCGUGCACAGGCUCGGAGCAAAAUUUUUCUUGAUUUUUAGCAUCGUGGUCGCAAGUAUCGCCACAAUUUUACUGUAUUUCGUGCAGACAUCGUUGCAAAAUCUCAUCCUGUGUUGCAUCUUCGAGGCGCUUACGUCGCUGGGCAUCAGUGCCGUGUACUGCGUCAUGGUAGAUCUCUUUCCGACAAAUUUGCGCGUGAUGGCAGCUGCGCUGGCGUUGACUUUCGGCCGAAGCGGAGCCCUAAUGGGCAAUUUGCUGUUUGGCUAUUUGAUUGAUUUGAAUUGCCUCGUGCCAAUUUUGUUGUUUGGACUGAUGUUGCUGAUAAGCGGGAUUUUGUGUUUCUUUUUGCCGAGCACGGGACAAGAUGCGUUGGAUUAAAAAACGGAAAAUUUGAUGAGAAAUUCAAUAAAAAUUAGCAAUAAUUAGUUAGUUAGGCAAAUCUAUCACCAACCACAUGCAUGAUGAGAGAAAUCUAGUUAAUUAUUUUUUUUUGUUCUUUAUUUAUGAUUAUUUAUAGUUGUUACUUAAAUAUUUAACGUCACGUCACGUCCUUAACAUGUAAUGAUGAUAUUAAGCUUAAUUUUAGAUAAAUGUAAAAAAAAAACAGAAAAAUAGCGAAGGAUAUGAGGAUUGCUCUAAUUAUAAACUCUAAGUUAAGUUGUUACAGUACGUCAGUGGCUUUUUUA